AUGCCUGCCGUCAAGGAAUCAGUCCUUGGCCGCCGGGCCGCCGCCAGCCCGCCCCUCGCGGACCCGGCGCCGCUGGCCAAGAAGCAGCCGCCGCCGCCGCCGCAGCCGCUCGACAUCAUCGACAUCCGCGACGGCCGCGAGUCGUGCUUCAACCUCAAGGACGAGGUCGCCUCGAUGCUCAACCCCGUCCACGGCCCGCGCAAGCUGCCGACGCUUCUGCUCUACGACGAAAAGGGCCUGCAGAUGUUCGAGGAGAUUACCUAUCUGGACGAGUACUACUUGACCAACUACGAGAUCGAGCUGCUCAAACAGUCGGCGGCCGAGCUGGCGAGCAAGAUCCCCGCGGGAGCCGUGGUUGUUGAACUGGGGAGCGGCAACCUGCGCAAGGUCUGUCUGCUGCUGCAGGCCCUUGAAGAUCAGGCCAAGCCCGUCGACUACUACGCCCUCGACCUGUCGCAGCGCGAGCUGGAGCGCACCCUGGCCCACGUCCCCGACUUCCGCCACGUCGCCUGCCACGGCCUGCUCGGCACCUACGACGACGGCCGCGAGUGGCUCAAGCAGCCCCGGAUUCUCGAGAGGCCCAAGUGCAUCCUCCACAUCGGGUCCAGCAUCGGCAACUUCCACCGCGACGACGCAGCCGACUUCCUGCAGGGCUUUUCCCAGCUCUUGCGCCCCGAGCGCGACGUUAUGAUUGUCGGCGUCGACUCCUGCUGCGACCCGGACAAAGUCUACCGCGCAUACAAUGACAGCCUGGGACUCACCCACGAGUUCUACCUCAACGGCCUGGCGCACGCCAACGAGAUCUACGGCGAGCAAGUCUUCCGCGUCGACGAGUGGAAGGUCGUGGGCGAGUACGUCUACGACCGCGACGGCGGCCGCCACCAGGCCUUCCUCACGCCGCUCCGGGACAUGACGGUCCUCGGGGCCGCCCUCGACCCGCACGAGCGCAUCCAGAUCGAGCAGAGCCUCAAGUACUCCAAGCACGGCUCCGACAAGCUGUGGAAGCAGGCCGGCCUGAGCGAGGUGGCGUGCUGGCGCCGGGGCGACGAGUAUGGCCUCCACAUCCUGCAGCGCGCCACGCUCCCCUUCUACAGGAACCCGUCGCUCUACGCCACGGCGCCGCUGCCGUCCAUCAAAGACUGGGAGGCCGCGUGGGAGGCCUGGGACGCGGUGACGCGAGACAUGCUGCCGCGCCAGUCGGUCGACGAGAAGCCCAUCAAGCUGCGCCACGCGUGCAUCUUCUACCUGGGUCACAUCCCGACCUUUCUCGACAUCCAGCUGUCCAAGGCGACGGGCGAGCCGGCCUCGGAGCCGAGCCUGUUCCCCGCCAUCUUCGAGCGCGGCAUCGACCCGGACGUCGACAACCCGGAGCACUGCCACGCCCACUCGGCCGUGCCCGACGAGUGGCCCGCCGUCGACGAGAUUGCCGACUACCAGGUCCGCGUCCGGGCCCGCCUGCGCCGCCUCUAUGGCGACGGCGGCCGCGGCGGCGCUGCGGUCGAUAUGCCCCGGCACGUCGCCCGCGCCGUCUGGGUCGGCUUCGAGCACGAGCUGAUGCACCUCGAGACGCUGCUGUACAUGAUGCUGCAGAGUGAUAAGACGCUGCCGCCCCCCAAUGCGCCCCGUCCCGACUUUGCCCUCGCGGCAGAAGAAGCCGCCCGGGCCCGGGUCCCGAACCAGUGGUUCGACGUGCCCGCCCAGACCAUCGCCGUCGGCAUGGACGACCCGGAGGACGGCACCGAUCCGUCCCGUCACUUUGGCUGGGACAAUGAGAAGCCAGCCCGCACCGCGACGGUCCAUGCUUUCCAGGCUCAGGGGCGGCCCAUCACCAACGAAGAGUACGCCCAGUACCUGUACAACUCCAACAUCGACCAGAUCCCGGCAUCCUGGUCCAGCCUAGACACGACCAGCGGCCAGGGGUCCAGCGGCUCCGCCACCCCCAUCGUCGCCGACGGCAACAACAAUGGCACCGCCGCCGUCAACGGCUCGGCCAACGCUGUCCAUUCGGCGCUGCCCGCAUCCUUCCUGCGCGGCAAGGCGGUAUGCACCGUCUACGGCCUCGUGCCCCUGGCCCACGCUCUCGACUGGCCCGUCUUCGCCUCCAUCUACGCCUACGUCGACGGCCUCAAGAAAGAGGCCUCCACCAAGAGCAGGCUGACCAAGAAGGUCCCGGCCGUCAACGGCCACCUCGUCAACGACGGCGUCGAGGAAACCCCCCCUACCGACCGCGGCACCGCAUCCCCCCCCGUCGGCGUCGCCUCCCCGGAGCUCUUCGCCGACCUCAGCGACGCCAACGUCGGCUUCCGCCACUGGCACCCCGUGCCGGUGACGGCCGAUGGCGGCUCGCUUGGCGGGCGCGCGGCCAUGGGCGGCCUCUGGGAGUGGACCAGCUCGCCCCUGUGCCGCCACCCGGGCUUCGAGCCCAUGUCGCUCUACCCGGCCUACACGGCCGACUUCUUUGACGGCAAGCACAACAUUGUCCUCGGCGGCUCCUGGGCCACCCACCCGCGCAUCGCCGGCCGCAAGAGCUUCGUCAACUGGUACCAGCGCAACUACCCCUAUGCCUGGGCUGGUGCCAGGCUCGUCCGGGACCUUCCGUGA
Messenger RNA from Hirsutella rhossiliensis, 2601 nucleotides. RefSeq names its product histidine-specific methyltransferase, SAM-dependent domain-containing protein. Bases 1 to 2601 code for a protein of 866 amino acids. The record is from RefSeq and is a predicted model, not a curated record. The transcript has 12 exons. Lineage: Eukaryota; Fungi; Ascomycota; Sordariomycetes; Hypocreales; Ophiocordycipitaceae.